CAGGACCUUUAACAACUCAUAAUACAUCAACGACAGGACUUUGAACAACGCCAAUCGACCAUCCGGCCUACCGCCUCGGAGCCGUUCGAAUUAGCCCCAGCCCAUAAUAUCGUACACAAUUCCGCCUAUUAACCACAUACCCACCUGGCGAUGCGAUCAGGAGGCAUUUUCUACAUUAUAAAGAACGGAAAGACCAACACAAACAUAUAAUCACUCAUUACACUUCGAAAGUCUCGCAAACACAGCCAACAUGAAUCGCACAGCCCGACCGUACCCGCCCGCUCGGGAUUCGUACAUGAGCAACAGUAGUGCCAUGACCGAUUCAAGCCAAUCGACGGUCAUGACAGACAUCUGGGAUCACGGCAAUGGGCUUACAAGUCUAGGAUCCCCCGGUAAAGCAGGAUGGAGGACGUCACAGAUCGGGUCCCAUCGCAACUACGGAUACGGCGCCUCGGCCUCCUCGAGACCGUUCUAUAAGCGGGCCAGCACGAACAUUACCAUACCCGACGAGUCACCGGAAAAGAAAGACAAAGCACCUCUGCUGGAAGAGGUCGAGGAAGCCGCAGAGGAUGACGCAGAUACGGUGGUAGAAGAAGACCUGGAGGGAUCUGAGAGGAUGAAGCACUUCCCGGAAGCGGAUGAGGAAGUGACGAUAACCUUCGGUCAAGAUACAGGCGAGAGCAAGACCAAGGCAGAGACGUCCCCCCCUAAACCAUUGUUUGGGGGAACGACAUCCUGGACUAGCGGUUAUCCCACCUCUCCGUCUAUUCGCGGGUCUAUCCGAUCACGACCCGCAUCGACCCUGUUCUACAAGCCAGUCGACGCGGAGACCUCUUCUCCUCUCCCCGAUCGCCAAGCUCUACGAGAAUCGCCCAGAAGGGGGAGUCGGACGAGUCAUAUCGCCGCAGCCCUCGAGGCGCUCGAAUCAAAGGCUGCCUCUAGCUCCGAGGGAACUCUCCCGACGACGCCUACCCGGUCGAAGCCUUCGAAGCGAGUCAGCUCGACGAUCCAGUCAAUCAGCAAAAGCCGAACUGCUGAUCAGGAUGCCGAGACGCCUGCUUCGGGCAUGAAGGCCUCUCCGAGCAUUAUGGCACUAAGGAAUACGGGGGGAAUCAAGAAUCGGAUCAGUAUGAUCGAGCAGACUAGCGAGGGUCUCCCGCCAACAGAUGCGUUCGGGAUCACGCCUGGUCCAAGGCAAAUCAUCGCGACGACCGCUUCGUACGUGCCAAAGUCGCCUGUACCAAGCUUGCGGUCCCCUAGUCAACGGUCAUCCAGACUGCUCGAGAGAUCGUUGUCACGCCGAACGACGAUUACAACCCAGUCUCGUGCAGGAGCAUCGUCUUUCGCUGAUUUCAUCGAAGGUGAAGAGUCAGCCGGUUCAGACAUGACCCUGGCGAAAGACGAUCGUGUUGCCGACCCGCUAAACCUCCAAUCACCUGUCGAGACGUAUGAAUCCUUUGGCGUCGAGUCGUUUUACGGCGAAGGUUCCCGGUUGGAUGCCGAUAAGGGGGACCUAGUUGAGAGAGAGGGCGACAUCAGGUCAGGCAGCCUGCUCAUCACUCCAAGCGGAAACUUAAUCAACCUACCUCACGUAGCUCCUCUCAACCUUCAUCGGCCAGCAAGCUCGAUAGCCAGCGCGAAUUGGCGAGGCGAACAGGAUAAAAUCAGGUUGAAUACCGUCCGCGAAUUUGACGUGAUGACACCCGAAUUAUCCGACCAGGGCACUCGAUCGACAGAGCAGGGCCAAUUCCAACUGCUGACGCCGACCUUGUCGGAUACGAAUAAGGCGCACGAUCUACCUCAUACACCUCCUCGGGAAGAGGACGCAAAGACCGUAUCACCGUCUCAUUUCUCCACUAGCAAAUCUUUGCGAAGACGAGCCAGGGUACCUCCACCAGAGUUGACGCCAAAAACCGCUGCGACAAGCGUGUUCCGGGCGCCUUCGACGAAGACAGUCAGAACCGCUGCGUGGAUACAAGGGACUACCACAGACCCUGAUACCGAGAAUAUUGACCCUGGAAAUGCGAUCGGACUGGAGACGGCAGGUCAUGCGAAAGCCAUGAUCGACCGGUUCGAGGCUCAAGCCGGAAUCGAUGAUGGUCUCGCAAGCGCAGCCAAAUCUCUACCUUCGACACCGAUCAAGCGAUCAGCUCGGCAGAUAGGUUUAGGGACACCACCAGUGAGAGGGAACCAGACGGAAUCUCGAAUCCCAAGCGGAAGGACUGGUAUGCGGGGAGAACUAUCCGGCUCGUACGCCAAUAACCGCAACAAGCCAUUACCAGCAAUUUAUCCGUACGAAAGUCAGCGAGACGCAGGUUUGAGACCGCCCGAACGAACUUGGACGAGCGAGGAAGUUGUGAUCCCCGUAUCACCACCGCGCGUGAACGGAAAGAGCUCGUCUCCUUGGAAUGCAGGCCAUUCGCCGCUAAAGGGAAUCGGCAAAAAAGGCAAGAGUCCCCUCAAAGACUUUAUGGGCAGGUUGCAUGACGUGCGGAACAAGGUCAAGAGCGAAGUGGGGCGAAGACGGGCCGGAACGCUCGAGAAAGUCAACAAGACCCCGUCAUGGGUCGUACCCGCUUAUAGAGCUGGCGGAGGGACUGAUCCCGUCGAAGAUGUGUUUGGAAACAUGUCCCCUCUCCCUCCCAAACCCACGGAGAAGGAAGCCGAGAACGGCUUGGGACCAGACGUCGGUGUCGCUCACAGCGUGCUCAGCAGCAGCGUAACGCCGUCUCAAACGGCUCCGUUAGUGCGAGAUCGGAUGGGAGACGCGGAAAUGCAGAUUGAAGCGCCUCUACAGGAGAUGCCCCAGCCUGUGCUCAGGCAAUCGACCGGCUUUUGCUUACUACCCCCGCCGUGCUCUACGACCGACACGAUCGGCUCCUGGAUGCCCUCGGAUCUGAUGUUGACGAGCGGAGCGUUGAGUGUCAAGCCAGCCUUUGAACAAGAUGCCUGGCACUUCGAAACACAAGAAUGCUCCGAUAUCAGGUCGCUCUCCUCGAGACAAGCCAUAGAACAAGGCAUCCCGCCCGUCUUUACCGAAGACGGCAAUCAAGCCGAUAUCCUGGAACUCAGUUUCGGCGAGAACUCUCCUCGACGGUAUAUAGCUGUGGAGGGGCUCGCGAAUCGCCUAGGCUGGGUCAGCGCUUUAUGGGAUGCGAUACUGGCAUCGCAGCGCAGAACGGACAGUGUAGCUACGAGCGACAGACAUACACAAGGAAACAGCGUAUUCUACACGCCGUUUGCGAUGGGGCUACAAUCGAGCGGUCCCUUGACCAUACGAAAUCGCGAUGCUACGCCUGCCAGCAUCAGCACGCUCAGAAUGGCUUCCGACUCCACCCCACGCGCCUCUCCGCGAAUGGCUUCUGCGCUUAGAAACAGCGUCCAAGGUAUGUUCGAAACGCCCGUCGAAGGACGGACUUUGGCGGAUCUCAAUGGAGAAAACGUGGAAGAUCCCACCGGCGAACUCGGUCUCUACAGAUCCCAUACCCCUAUCCCGGCUGAACGAGAAUUAUCGCUGUUCAGUCGGACGCGGUCAAUCGCCAGGAGGAAGAGCACAUCGACUUCCAUUGCCGGGAUGGUACCCAGUGCUGCUGAUGGAUCGGAAGGGAUCCCGAGCUUUGACGAGAGUGACCUCAAUCCUUCACGGUCGGCGUCUCAAUGUGCUAGACCUGUGCGAUCCGAGGUAGAAUUUGUUCCACAAUCUCAUCAAGCGGCUCCUACUCGUGCGCGUUAUCCUGGACGAGCGUUACCGCAGCCGAAGAUGCCCAGUUUACUAGGGCCUCGACCUGGUCCUCGUGGAAUACCUCCAACUGUCGGUCUGGAUACUGCUCAGACGGGGAACAAGAGCGAACUAGAGUCUUCAGCACCGCAAGAGCUUACAGCCAGGAACAAGGAUCUGCCACCCCAACCGGAAGAAGUUCACGAUGAGACGGAACAGCCGCAUGGCGAUAUAGCAGCGAAAACCGAGGAAGUCAAGGAACCGACCAAAGGGAGUCAUAUCGAGAUGCCAGAACUCGCUGGCGACGAUGUGGUUCCUGUACCAGAAGCACCUGUUGAGGUGGAGCUUCCCGUACUAGAGAUGGCUGUCGAGAGAGAGGUCCCCGCACCGGAGGUCACCCAAGCGGCUGACAUCGCCGCGACAGCCACUGACCCCCCUGCUGAUGGUGAAGAAGGUGCCCCUACUCAGCCCGCCAACCCAGACGCAGAAGAGUCGGAAGAAGCGGAUGUUCCUGCCGAGGAAGAACAAGUCGAUCUACCAACCAAGACCGACCUAGACGCGCAAUUGGAGACCGUCCGGGCUGAAGCUCGAUUCGCGUUUUCUCAGUCUAAGCUUUUACAAGAACAGACUGACGCGAUUCGAACGCAAGCCGAGGCUGUCCGUGCCCUGUCUCCUCUGGUCACCAAAGUUGACUCGGUUCACCUGGACAUCAAGGAGAUCCAAAAUUCUCUGCAGAUCGCGGCGCUCAGCGCUCUGAAACAAGCUGAAACGCCGCCACUGGAUCUUGAUGCCAUACAUGACAAGCUAGAUGCUCUAGCGCUAGCUUUGAGCAAACAAGCUAUUUCCGAAUCUCGUCCAGAGGAACCGGUCAGCGAGAACAAAGCGACGACGGGUCCUGUCCCAGCGGCUACUCCAGCGGAGGCGAACGCACCAAGCUCGAUCGCUACAGCUGUAGCUGAUGAAGUGCUGAAAACGUCGAUCACGGAAAUGGCGGAGGGUCAGACAGCCUUGGCAGAUCAGGUGAAGGAGGUUCUUUCUGUAGUCGAAGGUAUACAGGCCGCCCGAGCAGCACAGACCCAGCAGACCGCGGACAUGGCCAAAUAUCUUGGCCAGCUCAACGGAUGGCUGGAACAGUUCGUAAUCGGAAGUACGAAAGAGAUGCAAAACGUGACCGGACGGUUAGACAGGCUCGUGAAAGAGCUUGCGCCUGAACCGACUCCCGCGCCAGACGGAGGCGAACCGCCGGCUCCUGCCAGACAAGGUGUCGCAUCUCUGGUCACACAGGUUCACGACUUGAUGCUUGAGCAGAAGCAAAGGACCGAUGAAGACGCCUCGACCGCUCAAAGGGUCGACAACUUGCUCAAUCAGAUGGUCGAGGAUCGAAACAGCUGGACAACGUCACUCGACACCGUCCGCCAAGAGAAUGAACAACUUCUUCGCGCCAUGGCAACAGAUCUCACGAGCGAAAUCCGAGGAGAACGUCUGCGUUUCGUCGAGGCCAUGCGGGAGGCAACCAGCGUGAACGUCAGCCUCCACAUCGAAGAGUUCAAGAACAUGCUCAACACGGAAGUCUCCCGAAACAUGCAAGAGCUCACCCAGAUGCGGGAACAGAAGCGGACGCUCGAAUUGCAACUGAGUGACUACUUUGCUCUCAUGGCAAAGACCAACAAGGCAUCGGAUGGCGCGGGCUUGAAGCCGAUAUUACCGGGAACUACGCCGAGGGUCAAGUCGCCUCUGCCUCUUCCACCUACAAGCCCGCAACAACAGGCUUGAGCUGGCUCGUCAUAGCGACUUGCAGCUUCACGACCAAAUCCUUUGAUUUCGUUCCUUUUGCAUUAUCUAUUUCCAUGGCGAAUCAAUUUAUGGUCUGCUCUCCUAGUC
Molecule: messenger RNA, 5599 nt
Organism: Filobasidium floriforme
Lineage: Eukaryota; Fungi; Basidiomycota; Tremellomycetes; Filobasidiales; Filobasidiaceae
Exons: 8
Coding region: 251-5491 (1746 amino acids)
Source: RefSeq, a predicted model, not a curated record